GGUACUUUUACGCCCUUUUCUGUGUUUCACUGACCCUACACAAAUGAUGUCUGUAUUUCUAAAUGAUUGUAACGUGUUACAGUCAAACAAAAGAGACCGCGAAGUGUUAAAACAUGCUUUAUUUACUAAGGAAGUCCAUAGCAUAGUUUGCCAGUGACAGGUUGUUAGCUUAGCAUAAGUUGGCACAGUGUGGACUCACGCACCUGCCAAACCCAAACAGUUUGCGAAUUAUUGCUUGGUGGUAUUUUCUUUCUAUACUUACGUUCAAUAAUCCAUACAUCAAUCAAUACUUGAUAGAAACACUUUAGUCCACAAUUUAUUUUGAGUUGAAUGUCAACGUUUGAUUUGUUACUCAGCUAACAAGCUAACCUACAGCUAGCUCGUGUCAACGCUAGCUAGCCUAGCAUACCAAAGGUUACUGUGACUGACGUUAUAGCUAUGCUAACUAGAUUAUUUAGAUAUGUGGCUCGCUAGCUACAUCCAUUAGCUUUAGCGUAGCCGAUACAUGGCGCAAUGUUUUCCUAUCAGUAUAGCUAUUAGCUGGGUAGGUAAAGUCACUUGAAAUUGUUUGGAGGUUAUUAGCUAACCCGAAUUGGCUAGCUAGUGCCUGCUAAUAAUAUAUCAAAACUAGCCAACGUUAGGUAGCUCGUUUUAUUGCCACUACUGUGUGGCAAGUUUACUUGUUUGGGUGUUUACUUGUUUGGGUGUCACUGCAACAGCGGUGUUUAGGCUACAUCCUUCACUUGUGUUCAGUCGGAUAAUGAUUUUAUCUUCGGUGUCCGGGUUAUCUAGGCAGUUAACUAAAUCAAGGGAAUUGAGGGGUUCUUGUGCUGAUUUAUAUGGCGAGUCCUUCUGUUGGUGCUGUUAGGUCUAGCACGUGGUAAUCCUCAACUAUCUUCUUAAAGGAUUCUAUCCCUUCUUGAUUGUUGAGGGAACUGUGGUCCAGUGUUUCAUUAAUAUAUGAAUAACUAUAGUUACCACUACUGCCAAUGCUACCCUAGUUAUUAGAAUGAUCUGAACUUAGUGACCCUUGGUCAGAUCAGAGUUAAAGGUGGGGACCUGUCUUGCCCUGCUAGAGUUGGUGCCUUGCUAGAGUCCGGACCAGAGACGUAAAACAGAGGACAGCAUGUGGUUGCUAACUUGCUGUCUCAUUACUGUCAAUGUUUACAAGUGUUGUUGAUGCUAUUGAAAUAAGUUACACACCACUGACAAGAUCAGUGAAUGAUCAAGUAUGAAUCGGUUCUGUUAACGAAUUGAAUCAAUGCUCACAUGGUCAGGUGGAUACGACCACCUAUAUUUCACUGAGUUAACUUUUCCUCUUUGCCAGUUUGGGACCAAUAUCAUGGAGGCCGCAGGGUUCUGUGGAAUGGAGGUGGCGACUCGGGGGCUAGUGGGGGGAUCUGGCAGCAGCUCCCCUCCAGAGCUGGACAGCCCAGGUAGCCAGGAGCACCUGGGGAUGUUUGAGCUGGUCAGUAGCUGCUGCAGUGAGGAGGUGAGAGGGGAGACUCCAGGGAGAGAGGACUGCACCCUGGACCCCAACAAUGCUGAGCUGGACCCAGGCGGUGGUGGUGGCAAGAUCAAGGACCAAAAGGGAUUGGGAAAAGAGGUUCUCUUACUGAUGCAAGCCCUGACCACACUAGCCUCCCCAGAGGAGAAGCUGGCCGCUUUGUGCAAGAAGUAUGCUGAUUCGCUGGAGGAGAGCCGCAGUAUACAGAAGCAGGUGAAGGUGCUGCAGAAGAAGCAGUCCCAGAUGGUCAAAGAGAAGAUCCACCUGCAGAGUGAACACAGCAAGGCCAUCCUGUCACGCAGCAAGCUGGAGAGCCUCUGUAGGGAACUGCAGAGACACAAUAAGACCCUCAAGGUAGGUAGUGAGGAGAGUCUGUCACACAGCAAGCUGGAGAGCCUCUGUAGGGAACUGCAGAGACACAAUAAGACCCUCAAGGUAGGUAGUGAGGAGAGUCUGUCACACAGCAAGCUGGAGAGCCUCUGUAGGGAACUGCAGAGACACAAUAAGACCCUCAAGGUAGGUAGUGAGGAGAGUCUGUCACACAGCAAGCUGGAGAGCCUCUGUAGGGAACUGCAGAGACACAAUAAGACCCUCAAGGUAGGUAGUGAGGAGAGUCUGUCACACAGCAAGCUGGAGAGCCUCUGUAGGGAACUGCAGAGACACAAUAAGACCCUCAAGGAUGACAACACGCAACGGUCCAGAGAGUAUGAGGAGCGUCGGAAGGAGGCCACCCUUCACUUCCAGGUGACGCUGAACCAGAUCGAGGUACAGAUGGAACAGCACAACUCUCACAACUCCAAGCUGCGCCAGGAGAACAUGGAGCUGGCCCAGAAACUCAACAGGCUCAUCAAACAGUACGAGCUCAGGGAGGAGCACAUUGACAAGGUGUUCAAGCACAAGGAGAAGCAGCAGCAGUUGGUGGAUGCCAAGCUCCAGAGGACAGCUGAGCUGAUGAGAGAGUUGGAGGGGAAGCAGCAGAGAGAGAGAGACUUUCUCCUGAAAGACGCCACAGAGUGGAGACAUGAAUGUGAGCUGUUGAAGGAACAGGAGACGCAGCUCAAACAGCAGCUCUCUUUGUACAUGGACAAGUUUGAGGAGUUUCAGACCACUCUGGCGAAAAGCAACGAGGUGUUCACUACCUUCAGACAGGAGAUGGAGAAGAUGACCAAGAAGAUCAAGAAGCUGGAGAAGGAGACGACUCUGUGGAGAACGAAGUGGGAGACCAACAAUCAGGCUCUGCUACAGAUGGCUGAGGAGAAGACACUGCGGGACAAACAUUACAAGGGUCUGCAUGGGAAGCUGGAGUGCCUGGAGAAACUGUGCCGGGCUUUGCAGAAGGAGAGGGACGACCUCACCACCAAACUGGGAGACCUACAGUCAACAACCGAGGAGGAGGAGGGGACGGGACCUCCAGACCCCCAGCCCAGCCAGGAGUCUACCCAGGAUGAGAUGUCUCCGCCUGGGAGAGGGGAAGAGACGCAGCCCCUUACUACCCCUGAACUGGAGCUAGAGUCCUCCACCACAGAGCAACUUGACAACUGAGCCACUAACCCCCUCUGCCUUUUGGGGGGUAUAUUUGAAUACAGUAUAUCUUUUUUUGUGUGUUAAAGUUAUAAUUAAGAUUAAAAUGACUGCAUUAUUAACAAUGAAUAUAAUACUUUUUGCCCUGACUGUACAUUGUAAAACUGGGCUUUGUGGUGAGCACGAGGCUCCCCCCUUUUCUACCACAUUUGUAUUUUCUUAGAUGAUUGUCUUCAUGCUGUUGGUCAGUCACAGGGCUGUUGUUCAGCAGCUUUCCUGUGGUCAGUCACAGGGCUGUUGUUCAGCAGCUUUCCUGUGGUCAGUCACAGGGCUGUUGUUCAGCAGCUU
Molecule: messenger RNA, 3376 nt
Organism: Oncorhynchus nerka (sockeye salmon)
Lineage: Eukaryota; Metazoa; Chordata; Actinopteri; Salmoniformes; Salmonidae
Product: alpha-taxilin-like
Exons: 9
Coding region: 1262-3049 (595 amino acids)
Biological process (GO): regulation of cell cycle
Molecular function (GO): syntaxin binding
Source: RefSeq, a predicted model, not a curated record